Messenger RNA from Glycine soja, 939 nucleotides. Its product is annotated as putative F-box/FBD/LRR-repeat protein At3g49480. The transcript has 3 exons. The record is from RefSeq and is a predicted model, not a curated record. The coding region runs from base 258 to 839 and encodes 193 amino acids. NCBI's taxonomy places the organism in Eukaryota, Viridiplantae, Streptophyta, Magnoliopsida, Fabales, Fabaceae.
UGAUAUGUGAUAGUGUAUUUAUCUGCGGACUUUGCAGCCUAGACAUAUAAACCCCGUAUUCUGCCUUCCUUAGAUGCGAAACCCUUGUGGCUCUCAAGAUUAGAGCUUUACGUGAAAAUUCGCUAUUCUGUUCGUUUGCCUUUACUUAGAAUCUUGCAUUUGAAUUCCCUCAAUUUCUUGAAACCCACGCAUUUUGCUCGGUUUCUGCAUUUACGAAUGAACGUGGCGAUGAAUUUUAUGAUGAAAUUGAAGAUGAUAUGAGAGGAAUUCAAGCAGAGUUUAAAACAUUGCGCAAGUUGGUCAGAGCCCGUAUCCAUAGAACUGCGGUUGUGGUUCCAUUCGAAGUUUUUAGCAAUGUUGAGUUUCUGCACAUAGAUUGGAUAAGAAGUAUUCAUCACGAAGCCUACGUUCCUGAAUUUCAAAAUUUAACUCACAUUGAAUUUGGCUAUUUGGAUUUGGAACGUGCCUGCGAGCGGCUUAAGUUGUUAAAAGUACUUGAGCAGUGUCCCAAGAUUGAAAUUGCUGUCAUUGAUCAGGAAUUAUGCGCUGAUGAUGAGGGGGCAGAAGACUGGUCGUAUCCACAAUCUGUCCCUGGCUGCAUUUCAUUGCAGCUUAAAAAAUGCCGUCUUACCAAUUAUGUAGGCUCAAAUGACGAGUUUCAAUUUGCAAGAAAUAUUAUGCAGAAUGCAAGUCAUUUGCAGACCAUGACCAUCUGCACUAACACUAGUUCAAAUGAAGCGGAGAAGCGUAUAAUGAUAGAAAUUAUAUCCUUAUGCACAAGGGAUCUGCAACUUGUAAACUUUCAUUUGAAUAGUUUAGAUUUGAGCGGUUGCAAAUAGUUCCUUAUUGUCCAUGUUUACAUUAGUAACCUCUAGGAUAUUGACGUAAAGUCACCCGGUUUCAGGGUAAAUUAUAAAUUAAUGUCUAUAAUGUUUGUCA